Molecule: messenger RNA, 1275 nt
Organism: Naegleria lovaniensis
Lineage: Eukaryota; Heterolobosea; Eutetramitea; Acrasida; Naegleriidae
Exons: 1
Coding region: 1-1275 (424 amino acids)
Biological process (GO): L-leucine catabolic process
Molecular function (GO): flavin adenine dinucleotide binding; acyl-CoA dehydrogenase activity
Source: RefSeq, a predicted model, not a curated record
AUGAGAGCCACAAAAUCGCUUCAACGUAUCCUUUCAUCAUCAACCAAUUGCACCUUACACAAGCACUCUGUUCUUACAUCAUCAUCAUGCGUAAGAAAAUUCAGCAAUGUCGUUAUUGAUAGUACUCUCACCGAAGAACAACUUCAGUUGAGAGAGAGUAUUAGACAAUUCGUAAAGGAAGAAAUUGCUCCAAUCGCUGCCCAAGUGGAUCAGACCAAUAAUGCUCCGGUCAAGGAAUUGUGGAAGAAGAUGGGAGAUUUGGGUCUUUUGGGAAUUACCGUUGACCCAGAAUAUGGUGGAACUGGUUUGGGAGUUUUUGAACAUACCUUGGCUGUUGAAGAACUGUCAGUUGGAAGUGGUAGCAUUGCGUUGAGUUAUGGUGCUCACUCAAACUUGUGUGUCGAUCGUAUUUUCCGUGUUGGUAAUAAGGAACAAAAAGCCAAGUACUUGCCAAAACUCAUCAGUGGAGAACAUGUUGGUGCGUUGGCUAUGAGUGAGCCAAAUGCUGGUUCAGACGUUGUUUCUAUGAAAACUAGAGCUGAAAAGAAGGGUGAUCGAUAUAUUUUGAACGGCAACAAGAUGUGGAUUACAAACGGUCCUGAUGCUGACGUUUUGGUUGUUUAUGCCAAGACUGACGUUAAUGCAGGUCCAAAGGGAAUUACUGCAUUUAUUAUUGAAAAGGGAUUCAAAGGGUUUAGCACUGCUCAAAAACUUGACAAGUGCGGUAUGAGAGGAAGUAACACAUGUGAAUUGGUUUUCCAAGAUUGUGAAGUUCCUGCUGAAAACGUUUUGGGAACUGUCAACGAAGGUGUUAAAGUUUUAAUGUCUGGUUUGGACUAUGAACGAUGCAUUCUUUCUGGAGGACCUUUGGGACUUAUGCAAGCAGCUAUGAAUGUUGUAAUUCCAUAUGUCCAUGAAAGAAAACAAUUUGGUCAACCAAUUGGUGAAUUCCAAUUAAUGCAAGGAAAGCUUGCUGACAUGUAUACCAAGCUCAGUGUUUGUCGCUCAUAUGUUUAUUCAGUUGCCCGUGCUUGUGACAGAGAAGCAAGCAGUAGAUUAUUGAGAAAGGAUUGUGCUGCUGCUAUUUUGUAUGCAGCUGAAUCGGCAACAUGGUUGGCUUCACAAGCAAUUCAAACUUUAGGUGGUAACGGUUAUACCAAGGAUUAUCCAGUCGAAAGAAUUUGGAGAGAUGCUAAACUUUAUGAAAUUGGAGCAGGUACCAGUGAAAUUAGAAGAAUGUUGAUUGGUAGAGAAUUAUUUUCUGAAACCAAGUAA